CUGUGGCCCCACUCUUUGAGACUGAGCCUCAGCUCUGCUCUCUGUGCUCCUUCCAACAGUUUUACUGAUCUCCGAGUUGGUCCAGGGAUGGUUCUUUUCUUUUCUUGGAGGACAUCAGAUGUAGCUCCUUUGUCCUGUUUCUGCCUAUAGAAUUCCAAGAGGCAGACAGCGUUCUCUCCUUUUGUUCUUUCUCUGCGUUAGUUGGUUCCAUCAGCCACAGGCUUAAUCUCUUUAACAAAAGAUGUGUAGCCACAUUCUUGGUGAACAUUCUAGGACACAUGUCCUUAGUUUCUACAACAGAAUUUUCUAGAUCUUUAAGUUUUGUUUCAUUUUGCACAGCUCAUUUUUAAGUCUGUCUCUUUCCGCUCUCAUUUUACUUUAAGUGGCAAGGGUAAACCAUGUAGCCCCUUUAAGACCUUGCUUAGAAAUCUCCUCAGCAAGAUAAAGUUCAUCACUUACAAGAUCACCUUCCACCAAACAUUUGAACAUAAUUCAGACAAGUUUUUUUUAUGUAAAGUUUUUAUUGAAGUAUAACAUAUAUAAACACCCAAAUCAUAAGUGUACAGAUCAAUAAAUUUUCUCAGUGUGAACAUCCCAGAACCCAAAUCAAGAAACAGGUCAUUACAAUAACCUACAAAUUCCUCUUGUAUCCACUUCUCCCAAUUCCUACACACUCCCCUUCCUCAAAUAACUACUAUGUUGAUUCCUAACAUAUAGAUCAGUUUUCCCUUUUUAAAAAAUUUAUUCUUUUAUUUAUUGUGCAUUAAGUGAAAGUUUACAAAUCAAGUCAGUCUCUUAUACAAAAACUUAAAUACAUUUUGCUGUGUACUCCUAGCUGCUCUCCCCCUAAUGAGAUAGCACAGUCCUUCUCUCCACCCUGUAUUCCCCUGUCCAUUCAACCAGCUCCUGUCCCCUUCUGCCUCCUUAUCUUGCUGCCAGAUAGGAGCUGCCCGCAUAGUCUCAUGUGUCUACUUGAGCCAAGAAGCUCACUCCUCACCAGUAUCAUUUUCUGUCUUAUAGUCCAGUCCAAUCCCUGUCUGAAGAGUUGGCUUUAGGAAUGGUUCCAGUCAGAUGAGUUUCAUUGCCACUGCAUAAAAAGCACUGCUGCCCUUUCUUCAUUGUCCAAUCACAUGUUCACCAUUUUCUUUUAAAGCCUCACCAGAAGCACAUUUAAUGUCUGCAUUUCUAGAAACAUUCUGUUGCUCGUACCAUAUGUAUUCUCUAAGACAAUGGACAUUUUCUGUAUAGCUCCCCUCACUUCCUUUCAAGCCUGCACCAGAAUUGUUUGUGACAUCCGUAAUUCUACCAACAGUCUCUUCAAGGCAACUUGGGCUUUACUGUUAGGCACUUUAAAACCCUUCCAGCGUCUCCCCAUUACUCAAUUCCAAAACUACUUCCACGUUGUAGGCAUUUGUUAGAGCAGCACCCCUGCUUCUCAGUAUCAAAUUCUAUCUUAGUUAUCUUGUGCUGCUAUAACAGAAAUACCAAAAAUGGGUGGCUUUAACAAACAGAAAUUUAUUUUCUCACAGUUUAGGAGGUUAGAAGUCCUAAUUCAGGGUGCCAGCUCUAGGGGAAGGCCUUCUCUGUUGACUCUGGAGGAAGGUCCUUUUCUCUUCUGAGCUUCUGCUCCUGGGCAGUCUUCAUGUGGCUUGGCAUCUCUCUUCCCCCAUUUCUGCUUCCCUGCUUUGCUUUUUAAAUCUCUUUUAUAUCUCAAAAUAGAUUGACUGAAAACACACCCUAAACUAAUCAUGUCUCAUUUACAUAACAAGGACAACCCAUUCCCAAAUGGGAUUAUAACCACAGGCGUAGAAGUUAGGAUUUACAACACAAUUUUUGGGGAACACAGUUCAAUCCAUAACACUGAUUAUCAGAGAAGGAAAAUUUGGGCUGUUAGGUUUUCCAGUAGUAGAAAAACUUUAUUUGUAGAGUUCUUAAUUUUGGUAAAUAGGAUUUAUGGUUUCAUGAGCAUUUGAUUUUAUUUUUAAUGUUAAUGCUAAAACAUUCAUUACGGCAGACCCAUUUUUUUCCCUCACUGCACUCAUAAGGAACUUUCUACAUAUGUAUAAGCUGUAAUAUUAAAAUAAAAAUACCUUAAUCACAAAAUGCCAGAUUUAUUAAUCAAUAAAAGGAAGUAGCAAAAUAUUAGGCUGUUAUCACCUACCUUAUUCAUUGUCCAGCUUUUGCAUGCAUAUGAGACAAUUGAAAAUACUAUGGCUUGGGUCAAGUGCACCUUAGUAUGUGCACUGGACAAUGAAUAAGGAAGACCAAAGAAGAAUUGAUGCCUUUGAAUUAUGGCUUUGGCAAAGAAGAACAUACCGGGGACUGCCAGAAGAAUGAAAGAAUCUGUCUUGGAAGAAGUAAUAUACAGAAUGUUCCUUAGAAGCAAGGAUGACAAGACUUUGUCUCAUGUGCUUUGGACAUGUUUUCAGGAGGGACCAGUCCCUGGAGAAGGACAUCAUGGUGGGUAGAGCAGAGGGUCAUCUAAAAAGAGGAAGACCCUCGAUGAGAUGGAAUGGCACAGUGGCUGCAACAAUGAGCUCAAACAUAGCAAUGAUUGUGAGGAUGGCACAGGAGAGGACCAGGCAAUGUUUCGUUCUGUUGUACGUGGGAUCCCUAUGAGUCAGAAGCCAACUUGAUGGCACCUAACAACAACAUCACCUGCAUAUGUGACAUUAUUUUCUCUAACAGAAAGAGUUACAAGCAGAUGACCAUGAUAUAUGAGCAAGAAACUAUGAAGAAUGAGCAUUUAUGAACACUUUACUUUUGUUAUCAAAUAGCACUUACAACCAGGUUAAUCUGACACAUUUAAUAUAUGCAUAAUUGUUAUUGUGCCAUGAGGUAAUUAGGCAUAAAUGGUAAGUAGUUCAUGUAAAUCACUAUAAUUAGAAUUACUUUUACACAGCCAAAUCAAGCAUUUCUAGAGUCAGGGAGAGGGGAAAUUAAAUAGAGUAUGGAGCGCUUCUGAAAACCUCCAUUUCCGUUAAUCAGGAGUAUUCGGGCAGCCAGGUUUUUUCAUCUCUCGGGAGGAGACAUUAUAGCCCAAGAGACCUGGGAAUUGGGAGGUCACAAAACUCCUUUCCUAUUUCUCCUGCUCCUCACCAAAUACUUUGUCUUUCCCUAAUAAGAAAUUAUUAUUUCCAACUUCCUCCUACUUCCUACUAUCUUUUAUUUGGACUUCCUCUCCCCACACUCCCAAGAAUAGUGCAUUUUAUAGAUAGAAAAGAAUGGCUCUGCCUUGAAUCAGGCCAAUUCUAAGAUCUUGGUGUUUUCCUCAUCCUGGCUUCUAGCACCUGGAGGCUGUGAGCAAGGAUACCUGGAGUGCCUGGGGUCUGGACUUGUCUCUCAGGAGGUGCUAGGAGCCUAGUUGUCUGGAUCCCUUUAGUUAUUUAUCCAGGAUUCUUCAGAGGCCCCUAGGCAGUUUGCUGUUUUGCUCUCAGUUCUUCCCUUUCCUCCAGCUGCACGAGUGACCACUUAUUCUGACCAUUCUUCUUCUUGGAACUGGUAAGUUCACUAUGAGUCUGAGUCAACUUAAAGGCACCCAGCAACAAUAGCAAAGUAGCUUGAGUGGUGUGACGUGGGCAGAGCUUCCUGGAUCACUGGAACUUUAUCCACUAGAAAAUCAUAAGUAACAUUGAGCACAAAAUGGACAGUGUCUAUAAUUAUAGUUUAAGACCAGAAAUAUUUUAAAAUAAAUGUCUUGUAUCAAACGUCUAUGAAAGCUGAAGCAAAAGGGUAGUACCCUAACCCAAUAAGGGCAUUAUCUAUAGGGAAGUGAGAUUGGAGUCUAACUACAUUGUUUUCCGUGAACUAACAAAUGCCAAAGACUCAUUUAAUAUCUGAGGUUUGAGAAGGAGAGUGUAGCGGGCCUGAUUCAGACUCCAGAAUAACUCAUCAGUGUAUUCAGUUCCAUCUUAAAUUUUGUCGUGAUUCUAAAAGGUGAAAUUAAAUGCCAUCAAUAUAGCUGAGAUUUUUUUUUUUUUUUAAAUUAAAUCAAAUCCCUUAAAUAAACUUAAAGAAGAGAGGUAUAGGCAUAUUUUGUAAUGUUUAGGGUUGAAGUGUUACCCAUCAUUAUAAACCAAAGGUGAUGAAUUUGGUUAUGACAGCAGAAUUACGCAGGCCAUAAAGAGGCAUUAGUACUGUGAGAGCAGUCUUUGAAAACCCACUCUCAGUAUAAGACUUUAUUUUAUUUUUCCUAAUUUCGUUCCAAUCUAUAUUACUGCUUCACUUGGUAAAUUCUGACCCUUGUAAAGACAUUUUAUGAAUCAAGUUACUGUUGUUUACUCUUGAUGGACCAGAUUCCAAAACAAUAGCGUAAAACUCACAAAAAUUACAUGGUGCAGAAUUAUAUAUUUACUUAAGUUUGUAUGCAUUAACUAUUAGCUCCUGAGAAGGACCAAUAAUAUCACAUUGUUUAAAAUAUUUUUUUAAACAUGUUUUUUUAAAAAAAUGCCAAUUAAAAAUGUAUUCAAAUUACUUUCAUAUUUGUCUUAGAAUUAAAAUAAAUUAAAAUGAAAUACUGCCUUUGGCAUAUAGAAAUGGUUUUGUCAUUUCAAAGGUGUCCAGUUUCUGAAUGUAAUAAACUGCAGUAUUGUACAAACAAUUUCAGCAUUGUUCCUAUCGUAAUGGACUGUUAAUCAAAUGAAAUGCAGUACUUACAGAAAGUAAUAAUAAAAUGUAAAUAAUGUACUCAAUAAAAUUAAUACUUAAAUCAACCUUAUUUAUAAAACACUUCUGAGGAUUAUUAUUCUAUAAAGCUUCCAUUUGGACAAAAGCAUAUUAGUUAAAUAAUUGUAGUUUUCUAAACAAAAAUUGAGAAUUCAGAAUGAUUUUUAAAGAGGGACAAAAAAAAAUCUCCAGUUUCUCACUCAGGUUUAAGAUGUUUAGUUGUAAGUUUGUGUGAAGAUGUAAUCAACCCUAAACGUAAUUCUCUACUAUUUUUAGGAAAUGGGGCUGGUGGCAGAAAAUCUAGAACAUAAAAAAAAAAAAAAAAGAGGAAAAUCAGGAAGACUUCUUGGUGGAUAGACAGUACUCAUUGCUGGUGAAGGAUGUGGUGGGCCAGAAAAACCCCUUGGCAGAAAGUAUUCAUGGGGCAGGAGAAUGGAUGUCUCUGUCUCAAGAAUUGUCCCCUUGGAUCCACUGGCAACCAGGACUUUGAAUUGGAGGAAAAGCUUUUUUCAAGGAGGAAACCUCCGAGGGGCCUGUAUGUUUAUGGAGAUGUUGGUACAGGAAAAACAAUGGUGAUGGACAUGUUUUAUGCUUAUGCGGAAGUGAAGAGGAAAAAACGGGUUCAUUUUCAUGGCUUCAUGCUAGAUGUACACAAAAGAAUACAUCGCCUUAAACAGAGCUUGCCAAAAAGGAAACCGGGAUUCAUGGCUAAAUCAUAUGACCCAAUAGCUCCUAUAGCUGAAGAAAUCAGUGAAGAAGCUUGUCUCUUAUGUUUUGAUGAAUUUCAGGUCACUGACAUUGCUGAUGCCAUGAUUCUGAAACAGCUUUUUGAAAAUCUGUUCAAAAAUGGGGUCGUCGUUGUGGCAACAUCCAACAGGCCACCGGAAGAUCUCUAUAAAAAUGGACUCCAAAGAUCUAACUUUGUACCAUUCAUAGCUGUUUUGAAGGAGCACUGUAAUACAGUCCAACUAGAUUCUGGGAUAGAUUACCGGAAAAGGAUACUUCCUGCUGCAGGGAAACUCUAUUACCUCACAAGUGAAGCUGAUGUGGAGGCUGUCAUGGAUAAGUUGUUUGAUGAGCUGGCUCAGAAACAAAAUGAUUUAACUAGACCAAGGAUUCUAAAAGUGCAAGGCAGAGAGCUGCGGCUGAAUAAAGCUUGUGGAACCGUUGCCGACUGCACAUUUGAAGAGCUGUGUGAGAGACCACUUGGAGCCAGUGACUAUUUGGAACUAUCAAGGAAUUUUGAUACAGUACUUUUACGAAACAUUCCACAGUUUACCUUGGCAAAGAGGACUCAAGCUCGAAGAUUCAUAACUCUCAUCGAUACCUUUUAUGAUUUCAAGGUGCGUAUAAUUUGCUCUGCAUUGACUCCUCUAUCAAGCCUAUUUUUGCAUCAACAUCAUGACAGUGAGUUGGAGCAAAGCAGAAUACUGAUGGAUGAUUUGGGGCUGAGCCAGGACUCAGCAGAAGGACUUUCCAUGUUCACUGGAGAAGAGGAAAUCUUUGCAUUUCAGCGCACGAUUUCCCGACUCACAGAAAUGCAGACUGAGCAGUACUGGAAUGAAGGGGACAGAAGCAAAAAGUAACUGUCACUUUCGCAUGAAUAAAACUCUGGACAAAGGAUUAAUGCAGGGAGAACUGUUGCAGGAUUUGAAGGCAUCAUUUUCUCAUCAUUAAUUAGGCACUUUGUCCUCUGGACCAUUUUUCUCUAAAAUUGCUGUCAAAGAUGUAGUGGAUUAGUAAGUUAAAGCUGUUUUCAUAGGUUACUUUUUUGCCAAUUUAUUUGGAGUUAGUUCUGCACCACAAAAUUAAAAGCAGCACCCCAGACUAAUGCAGGACCAGACUUUUUAGCUUUGUGUUAAGCCCCUGAAUGAACCCUGAGUGUACAAACACAGGGGAGCACAGUGUGUCUGGAUGUCUCCAAGGUUUGGCCACACAGUGGUCACAUGAUAGAAACACAUCUUUUGUGAAAGGAAGAAAGAACUCUACAUUUCUAUUCAAAACAAAGAAAGUUCUGAUUUAUUACAAACUAGAGUAAAUAAUGUUUUAGAAUAUGGGUUUAUACAUGUGAUCUUUUUGGUAUUAACUAUAAUAAACCUCCCAGGCCUUCAGAUUCCCUUGCAGCAGAGAGUAUGUCUUUUACUCUGAGAGCAAGCCUGGCAGGCAAGACCUGAUCUCAAGCCCACCCAGAGUUGCCUCAAAAAAUUGAAGAUAUGACACCAUCAGAUAUAGAGCAAGAGUAACAAAUUCCAGCUAACAGGCAGAUCUUCAGGUGGGCCCCCCAACUCUGACAGCAGGAAUGGGGACCCGUGAGAGAGCAUCAGGAGGGGGCUGUGUCAAAGACAUGCCAAUCAGCACAGUGGCAAUGGCUCGUCUGAGGCCGCCGGGGCCCCAGUGGCAAGUGGGUUGCUCUGCACUGUGUCUGUGUGUUUGUUCUUGCUGCAGCCCUGGUGGCACAGGGGUUAAAGAGCUCAGCUGCUAACCAAAAGGUCAGCGGUUCGAAUCCACCAGCCACUCCCUGGAGACCCUAUGAAGCAGUUCUGUUCUGACCUAUAGGAUCGCUAUGAGUUGGAAUCUGCUCAAUGGCAGUGGGUUUGGUUAUUUUUGGUGCAGCAUGCCAUGACUCACCUCCAUUGCCCUUGCUGCUGCCACCGCCGCUCUGUGAAAAUGAGCCUAGUGGUAAACAGGAAAGAACACUCAAUAAACCUAUUUUAAAUAAAGUUGAUUUGUCCUUCCUUGGGGUCAUUUAUUGAUUCAUUUGAAUAAAACCUGACUGUUAACUAUUGCCACAAAGGGAAACUUGGGUAGGGCUCUUAGGAGAGCCUAGAUGCCUCUUUUAAAAGGAAAAAAGAAAAAAUGUGAAAUUUACAAAUUCCUGAGAAAACCAGUCAUUUUGUUUUGGUUGGCACAAGUGAAUCAAUUCAAAUAAAUGAUUACAAUUGUCAAUAUAAGUAAGCUCCUUAAACCAAUUUAAUUUAUUAAUAAUCUAUCUCUAUCAGCCUAUUUUAGACAUUAGCCUAUUUAAGGCAAACAUAUAUACGGAUUAGGUACCCAAGUAUAGAGAAAGGGUGGGAAAUAACCACUAUGUGCCAGACAUAAUGUAGGUAUCUACAAUAUCUGGAAAACCUGGUGGCAUAGUGGUUAAGAGCUACAGCUCCUAACCAAAAGGUCUGCAGUUUGAAUCUACCAGGUACUCCUUGGAAACUGUAUGGGGCAGUUCUACUCUGUCCUAUAUAGGGUUGCUAUGAGUUGGAAUAACUUGGCAACAGGUUUGGUUUUGGUUUUGUAUCUACAAUAUCUUGUUUUUAAAAAGUCUUUUAAAGCUAAUCAUCCCUGUUUACAGACAAGGAAACAAGCUUGGAAAAAGUUAAAUAGCUUGACCCCGAGAUUCAGGGCUUUUAACUACAAAACUCAUGUACUGUGUUUUAUACCACACUGCCUCCUAUCUCACUAUAAAAAAAAGAAAGUUUUGAUAUUGAUUUAAUUAUUUUUUAACUCAGUGAAGAUGAAUUUAUAACAGAACGAUUGCUUUUGAACUCAAUAAAUAUAAAAUGUUUAUCUUAAUUCUUUAAACCUUAGCUUUUUGCUUUUCACAUUUCUUUGGCAAUUAUUGUAUAUCUUAAUAAAAAGAUGGUGUGGAUGGAUGGACAGACAGAUUGAUAUAAAGAGGAACUAUCGCUGAGUGUGUGAAUGUAUAUAAAACAGCCCCCACUUAGUCUCAAGUUAUGUUGUAAAAGUUCAUUUGAGGUCAGGUAUUUGGAAACAAUAAUAUAAAGUUAGGUAGAGCCCUGUUUCGAUGCACAGAGGUCUAUGCAGUUGCCAGUGUUGUUGUUUUUACUUGUCAUCUAGUCAGCUUUGACUCAAAGUGACCUUAUAUAUAACAGGUGAAACAUUGCCUGGUCCUGUGCCAUCUUCAUGAUCGUUGCUAUGUCAGCAUAGCUGCCCUAUAAUAUUAAAACCAAAGAACUUUUAAACACUGUCUCUGUAGGGUAGAACUGUAGUUCAGGCUCCACCCAAAUAACUGGAGCCUGUCCCCACUUCUGUCCCCUGUCUCACACCCCAGCUCCCUGGGCCUGGUGGGAGAGUCCACAGUGGCAGAGGCUUUCUGAGCUGGGGGUGGGGCUUAUGCAGGAGCAGGGCUGCUCCUGGAGCAGGGCUGCAGGGGUUUGGUUGGGAUUGGUUUAAAGAGGGGAGGGAAGAGGAGGGAGUGCACAGCACUGGAAAGGGUACUUCUUUAUGCUCCUAUCUCCUCUCCACAAAGUCUGUUUCAUAAAACAGCACAUGAGAAAAAGAAACAAAAGUCUUACAGAAUAGCUGUGGUUACAAGAAAACAAUACGGUAGUGCUACUAAAAGAAAAUUAGUGCUCAAACGAGAUAUGAACAACAACUUCUAGACUGGAAAGCAUCCUUUCAAUUCCUGUCUUUUUCUUCUGAGUCCUGCCUUUAUGACAUGCUCAGCAUUCCUGUCUUUCUCCCAUAGGUUGCAUAAAAUCUCUCUGAGCAAAUGCUCCUUCUUGGAAUGCUUUAAAUAUAUACUUGAAGAUGGUGGUUUGGGUGGAAUACUGCCAGGGAGUACUCCCAGUCACACAGAACUCCAGACCAAUGAAGUCCUUAUGGUAGGGGAAAAUGCUGUGUGCUAAGGGCAGCCCUCCAAAAUGAUCACUAGUGCCCAGACUUAAAAGAAGUCAAGCAGCGAAAAAGGAAGAUGUUUCACAACAAAAGAAAAAGGCAGAUCACUGUAUUAUUAUGUUUCUUUAAGCAGUGGAUGAGCUUACUUGUUGACAUUGGGAAUAAUGAGAAGAAAAAUGUAAUGAACUUUUAAACCUAUUUUUAGUGUUUUUUAGUCCAAAAAGAGAACAGUGCCAUUCUAAUCAAAUUUAUGCAUUUUCAGUGGGAUUUCAAAUUUUAAUCAUAGGACAAUACCUUCAUCUUCCUGAAGUAUAUUUCCUGGACCAGCAAGUGUACACAUAACAUAAUUUUAAAAUUAUUUUGGGAUUUUGAAAAAAUAAAAUUUCACUUGUAAAAUAUAUAAAUGGCUGUGCACAAUCCAUUUAUUUGUUUAAUAUUAGUUAUUUAAGAAACACAUAGUGCUACGUGUCCUGCAUGGUUCAAGGUGCUUUAUAAAUAAACUGUUCUGAUCCUCACAGUAGUCUAAUGGGAUAGGUUACCACUAUUUUACAGACAGAAGAGCUGAGGCAUGAAAAAUGGGUAUAACAGAAUACUGAAUUGCUAAAAUGUCUGUUGGAAAUCAGUAAAACACUAAUUUAUUAAACUUUCAAUCCAACUGCCUCGGCCCUGAAAACAGCAUUUCUAACUCAAAUAACUUGAACCUAAACUUGCAGCCCCUUCAUCUGAGAUAAAAAACACCAGAGUGAUUAGGGUCCCCAGUUUCUGACUUUUAGGUUCCUGUUUGAUUAUGGGAACCCAUCCGGCAGCAAGCAAGUCUAUAAGUGCUCUUUUAAGUGAUAAGUGACUUUUCAUCAGAUCCACUAAUCUCACAAGACAUCACUUGUUGGUAGAAAAGGACUUUUUUUGGAGAUAAUUUUAAAACUUUUUCUUAAGGCAGAAUUAAGAUUAGUUUUUUCCAUUUGCACGGAGCCUCUUGGAGGUACAAUGACUAUUGCACUUGGCUGCUAAUCGAGGGUGGAGGUUGGAGGCCACCACAGCGGUGCCUGGGAAGAAAGAUUUGGUGAUCUACUUCUGAAAAAUCAGCCACUGAAAACCCUGUGCAACACAGUCCUAUUCAGACACACGUGGUCAGAAUCGACUUGAUGGCAACAGUUUAUUAUUAUUAGCAUAAAAACAAACAAACCGACCUGUCAAGUCAAUUCCAACUCAUAGUGACCCUCUAGGACAGGGUAGAACUGCCCCAUAGGGUUUCCAAGGAGCGGCUGGUGGAUUCGAGCCACCAACCUUUUGGUUAGCAGUCGAGCUCUUAACCACUGCACCACCAGUGCUCCUGUAUUAGCACAGCAGUUCAUUUUACUGGAAAUAAGCAUUAUAAAUAACAAAAUCUGUCCUCCCAUUGCGUGUGUGCCGACUCUGUGCAGCCCCUCACUAGAAACCUCUCACAUCUGUUACCUUCUGUCUGUGAUGGCAUCGUACUCCAGGAGGACAUCAUCUGUCUGUCUGUGAAAUUUCCUCUCUCAGGACUGUGCUCUGCAGCUCAGACAGUGGCUGACUACUGUCCCCUGUGAUGUGGCUGCCCUUCUCAGAGCACAGUGAGAAGCAUGCAGGAUCCGGAACCGGAAAGCCUGGUUCUGCCACCUAUUGCUUUGUGACCUUGAACAAGGCUGCUCUGAGCCUCCGUUUUUCAUCUAUAAGAAGAAAUAAUAAAGCCCAUUUCGUAGAGUUGUUCUGAGGACAGCUGGUGAAAAGCACUUUGCACAUGGUAAGGCAUUAAAUAGAUACUGUUAUUGAUACUAACGACUCUGAUCAUAAAAAAAAACAACAAUAAAUACUUGCUGUCUGCUUUGCAUUAUAGCCCUUUAAGGAACACAAAACAGUAGGAGACACAUCCCAAUCCAAUACGGUUUCUAAUAGAAGAGAAAAGGUACAAGGGCACAGAAUUCUGGCUUCAUAAGAUGUUGUGAGGGUUGUUAAAUUCAAAUCCGUUCUUUCAGGAUUGUUUAAUACAGAAAGUGGAUUGUUGUGGCGGUUUGGUGAGCUCCCAGAUUUCUCAGAAAGAGGGCACCAUCUUGUGGUCAUUGGGAUGAACUGACAGAGAAACUAAACCAAGGAUGGUGCAAGGUUGGACAACGGUUGUUCUCAACCCUACACAUUCCCAGGCCUAGGUCCCACUCGCAGAGAUUCAGAUAUAACUGGCCAGAAGUGGGACCUUGGCGUUUGCACUUUUAAAUGCCCCCCUGUGGAAUUCCAAUGGCAGCCAGCAUUGAGAACCACUGAUCAAGAUGUCUGUGGAGCUCUUGCCCAUGACCACACGCCAGUUAGCACAUAGAUUUGGGCCUAGAGUGUCAGGCCUGUGGGUCCUGGAGCCACCAGGACAUCUCAAGGCCCUCCCUGGUGCCUUCCAGUGUCUGUUCUUGUCCUUCUUGGUGCCAUAGACCCUUCUGCCUUUCUUUUCCACCCUCACUAACAACAACAUACCUAACUGGGUAGGGCUUCCUAGUUUAUAAAGCAUUCGCUCCUACCCUAUCAUUUUAUCCACAGCAAUUAUCUAGGAAGGUGUGAUUAUCCCCACUUGCCAUGAGGAAACAGAGGCACCAGGAGAUUAAGUGGUUUGACCAAAGUAAUAUAGCUGGUAAGUGACAGAUUAUAACCCAAAUGCGUAUCUUCUAGAUCCAGAUCCUGGCUCUGUGGCCUUCCUUGCAGUUGUUGGAUGCUGUUGAGUUGAUUACAACUCAUAGUGACCCACGUGACAGAGCAGAAUGGCCCCGUAGGGAUUUCUUGGCUGUAAUCUUUUUGGAAGCAGAUCUCCAGGUCUUUCUUCAGUGGAGCCACUGGCGGGGUUCUUACAGUAGUAAUGAGAAUAAUUUUGUUCACACUUGUUGAGUCAUUGUGGGCCUUGAAGGCUGGAUAGAAUAUACAAGCAUGUUGUUCUUCCACCAUAUGUGAUAGCAGAGAACUAGAAUCACUGUAGUUGACAAAACCUUGAAAUACAAAUCUGCACAAUAAUUCCAUAAAACUAGGCAUUAUUACCACCAGUUUUUUUUUGGUUUAAUGAAAAAUCUGAAUGUCAAAGAGACGAACCUUUGGAAGCCACCUGGGAGUUUAGCACUAGGGGAAUGGCUAAGUCAGGUAGACUCUUCCUGCAAUGGAAUCCUCUAGAUGAACUAGAAUGAACUAGACUUACAUAUGGCACCAUGGACAGAUCUCAAAAACCAUGUUGAGAGAACAUUAGAUUCAAUAUUAUUAAUAUAAACUUAGAAAUCCACACAUAAAACAACACAAAAUAAUUUUUUUUAGGACACACAAAAUCUAAAUACAUGGGAGAUAGAUUGGAGGAAAACAAGAGAAAUAUACUAGAGUCAAUGCUUAUGGAAGGAGGGGAGAUUGGGUAUGGUAGAUGAAAGAAGAAAAAUAAAUAAAGGGGGGGUCAAGGUAAGAAUCAGUGGAGGACAGGAGUUGGUGUACAGUUAUUUAUCGGAACGAAUGGCAGAUCUGACAUUCUGAAGACAGUGGCAGCUUGAGCAGACAUGAUCCCCGGGCGCCGCGCCUGUCCGGAGUGUUGCUAUAGUACCUGCAGUGGUUCUGGCUUCUUCCCAGUUCUCCAUACCCACCCUGGGGCUGGGGAUGGACUUCAGAGUAGUAGAGGACCAGGCUAGUCCUAUGAGGGCGCAGUAGAUGGUUGAUAGUUCCCAUUCCUCUUACUCAUUCUUUCAUUUAUUGAACAAGCAUUUUUUGAGAUGCUAUAUGGGAUAUAAUGAUGUAAAAGCUUUAACAAAAGUGGUAAUUUUGAUAGAGAUCCUAUAUGUUAACCAUAUUGUUCCUUAAGGAAAGGUCACCAAUCUAAAUAAAAAUAAAUGCUAGAAUCUCCAAGAUUGGCAUAGAAUGAGACUCUUCUGACAGUAGCUGCCAAACUUGUCUGAAUGUGUGGUCUUUCCUUUUCCCUAAGGUCACUUUCUCCAGAGUCUCGCCCAGGCAAGGACAGCCAUACUUCUGAGUUUCCUCCAAUCUCAGCUAAGACAAAACUUUAUUGUUUGGAGAAUAUAGAUAAUAAAGUAAAAAAAUAUAUUGGAUUCUAGAUGAUCUAAUAAAAUUUAAUUUGAUCAUCUUUAGCUAGAACCUUCUCUUUAUUCCAGCUGCACCUCCACAUUCCAGACACUUUCUAUAUCCCCUACCACCAGGGGAUACUCCCAAAGGCACAAAGAUGUAUCUGAGUUCUUCCCUGGGAAGAGCAAAGUCCAGAAAGACAUGACCAGGGCUUGCUUAUAUCUAGUUCUCACCAGAGGAUCAUGCUUCCCAGCCCCUUGGCAGUUGGGCAGGACCAUGAGACUAGUUCUGGGCAAUUGGUUGUGAGCAAUAGUGAUGUCUCACUUAAGAUGCACACUUAUUAGUUGUUUUGAGAUCUUCUAGUUCUCUUUUGUCUUGCUAUGGCAAACCUGGAAAUAUGUGGAGACGGAUGCACCCAAGAUGAAAGUAGCCUGGAAUUUGAGCCACUAUGUGGGGAGCAACUGCCUGGAAACCUGUGGUGGACUUUAGGUAAACAAGAAAUAAAAUUACAUUAUGAUAAGCCAUGGAGAUUUCUGGUAUUAUUUGUUAUCACAGCAUAAUCUAGCUUUUCUUGACUAUACCAGUCAACCCUCAGGCCAAACCAUAAAACCAAACCUGUUGCCAUUGAGUCAAUGCCUACUCACAGUGACACUAUGAACAGUGCAGAGCUGCCCCAUAGGAUUUCCAAGGAGCAGCUGGUAGAUUUGAACUGCCAACUGCCAGCCUUUUGGUUAGCAGCUGUACCUUUUAACUACUUCAGCACCAGGGCUCUACCUCCAGGCUAGCCCUUCCUAUUUCAGUUUCUUGUUGAAGGACCUGACUAUUCCCUGAGAAUUGACACUAAACAUAGCUUUUCUCUUCAGCAUUAUCUCCAGACCCACGCAGUGUGUUCCUCGGAGGACUUAGCAAUACCAGGACAUAUCUUUAUCACCCCAAACACCAUACAUAUAACAGUCUCCACUAACCCCACUGCACUCCUUAACCUUUAAAUAUUUUCUUACUUUGUUUUUGUGCUCUUGGUAACAGUGAAAAUAUUAGGUGAACAGGUUUAUACUUAUCAUAUGACUUGCUAGCCCUCAGAUGGCCAAGACAGCUGCUUCAAAUUAUCUAAUGCUUGGAAUUUAGCCAUCAGUAGUUUCACAUUUUGAGUAGCUACAAGUUAUAAAAACCAUCUGCCCAAGUAUGAAGUGUGCGUUCAGACAGAAUCAUUCUCAGAGUUGAAAUCAACUCAACCAAAGGAGAAAACGCAGGGAAUGGAAUCAAGCAAUACUAGAACACCCGUUUCUCCUAACCCUCAAAGAAAUCCAGUCAUUUCACUCUUUCAAUGAGGUUUGGACCCAGAGGCAGCCAAUAGAAGGGGCAGGGUGAGCAAGAAGAGAGCAUGGUUUGCACCCUUCAGCCAAAGAUUGAACAGGCCCAUGGAACAAAACAAGACUAAAGGGGCGCAUCAGCCCUGGAGCAGGGACUGGAAGGCAGGAGGGAACAGAAAAGCUGGUAAUAGGGACCCCAUGGUUGAGAAGGGGGAGUAUUGACAUGUUGUGGGGUUGUUAACCAAUGUCAUAGAACAAUGUGUAUACUAAUUGUUUGAUGAGAAACUAGUUUGUUCUGUAAAUCUUCAUCUAAAGUACAAUAAAAAAAAUAAUAAAGAUCACAGCCAAAGAGGGGGAAACAAACAAAAAAAAAAAGCAUGGUUUGGAGUCAGGAGUGUGUUUGGGACCCUUUGUGCUAACUAACCUGGCACAUAACCUUGGAUAAUUCAUUCUCUGGGCCUUAUCUGUGAAGUUUUUUUUUUUUCCUGUGAAGCUCUGACAUUUUAUAAUUUGAUUAAAUAGUGUAUAGAUAUGAAUGGCCAAUAAGCACCUGAAAAGAUGCUCAACAUUGUGUCAUUAGGGAAAUGCAAAUCAAAACUAUCACGAAUCAGUACUAAACACCCACUAGGAUGGUGUGAUAGUCAAGGCUGUGUCACCUUGCCUGGGCCAGGAUUCUCAGUGGUUUGGCAGUUACGACGUAGUUUCACCUUUUUCACCUCCAUGAUGAGAUCUGAUAUAAUGUUAUCACCUCUGUGAUGGGACCUGCUGUGAGUGGCCAAUCAGUUGAAAGUUUCCUUGGAGGAGUGGCCUGUAUCCAAUAUAAGUGGACUUUCUGGUGAGGCUCAUGGGCUUUUGUUCACUCUGGAUCCUGCAGCUGGCUCCUCUUCAUCUGACCUCUGGUUCUUGGGACUUGAGCAGCGGAUUACCUGCUGAUCUUGGGAUUAGUCAGCCUCUACAGCCGGUGAGCCACAGGCAUGUUGUCUGACUUCCAGAUCCUGGGCUCGCCAGCUACUGCAGGUACAUGAGUCAGAAGAAGCCUUCAGCCUGACUCAUGGACUUGUGACUUUCCAGCCUCUGCAACCAUGUGAGCCAUUUCCUUGAUAUAAAUCUCUCUAUAUACAUCUAUGGAAACCCUGGUGAUGUAGUGGUUAAGUGCUACAGCUGCUAACCAAAAAGCCGGCAGUUUGAAUCUGCCAGGUGCUCCCUGGAAACUCUAUGGGGCAGUUCUACUCUGUCCUAUAGGGUCACUAUGAGUCGGAAUCGACUCGACGGCAGUGGAUUUGGGUGUAUAAAUAUAGACGCUUCACUAAUUUUGCUACUGUAGAGAAUCCAGCCUAAGAAGAUGGCUAUAAUCAAAAAGACAGAUAAUAACAAGUAUUUGUGAAAAUGUGGAGAACCCUCAUACUUUGCUGGUGGGAAUGUAAAAUGGUGCAGUUUUGGAAAAAAGUUUGGCAGUUCUUCAAAAUGUUAAACAUACAGUUACCAUAUAACACAAUAAUUCCACUCCUAGGUAUAUACCCAAGAAAUACGAAGUUAUAUGCCCACCAAAAUACAUGUACACAAAUCUCUGUAGCAGCCUUAUUCAUAUUAAGCAGAAAUGGACGACUGAAAUGUCUAUUUACUAUAGAAUGGAUAAACAUGUAGUACAUCCGUACAACAGAAUAUUAUUCAGCAACUAAAAAGUACUGAUACAUGUUACAACAUGAAUGAACCUUGAAAACAUUAUGCAAAGUAGAAGAACCCAGACACAAAAAGCCACAUGUAUGAUUCCAUUAUAUGCAAUGGAGGAGUAGGCAUAUCUACAGAGACAGAAAGCAGGGGAUGAUGGCAGGGGGAGGAAGACGAAGAAUUACUGCUAAUGGGUAGGGUUUUUUCAAGGAGAGAUGAAAAUGUUCUAACAUUAGAUUGUGGUGUGGUUGCACAACUCUGAAUAUACUAAAACCCACUAAACUGUACACUUUAAAUGGGUAAAUUUUAUGGUAUGUGAAUUACAUCUCAAUAAAGCUGUUAAAAAUAGUCUACACAUACUCAUUAAUCAUUCAUUUGCCAUUUAUUUGCUAUCUACUGUAUGCCAGGAGCUAGGCGCCCCAAGAUGAAUGAAUGAGACAAACUCUCCAGCCACAAUAGGCUUAUGAUCUACUGGGGACAACACACACGCACACAAAUGUGGUAAGUACCAAGAGAGAAGCUUGUCCAGGUGUCCUGGGAGCAUGGAUGGCACUCAAGUCAGUUGGGAAUUUUAGUAAAAGGCAGAGAAAGGACAGACUGACAGAUACUGUAUUCUGAGGAGGAGAGUGCAGGCUGACAUACCCCAUCCUACUCUCCAGGAGAUGAAACGAGUAUAAAAAAAGCUCUACUACAGGGCAGAGUGUGAUAAGUAUCACGAGAAAUUACUAAGUGCUCUGGAAAUUCAGAAGAGGGAGAUAUAAUGACUUGAAUGUUAUUUUUCUGCAUGUUCAGAGAGGAAAUGGGAUAUAAUUUGGUCCUUCCAGACUUAAUUCAUUUUUAGACCCAAAAUUUAGGGUACAUAGUAUAAAAACUGCUGUUCUCAAAAUGGGCCCCUUAUUUUGCAUUAAUAACCUAUCAUAUUUUUAACCAAACUCUGUAACAUGCAGAAUAUUAAAUUCAAUUGUGAAAGAAGUAUCAGCUGAUUUCUGUUGAUGAGAGUAACGUAGUCCGUAGAAUUAAAAAUAAUUGCUUAUAUUUUUAUGAUACUGACACAAUCAGAUUUAACAGCACAAAAAUAAUCCACAAAUCCUGAUAAGGUAACAUUAAGUUUGGAGCAAAAUAGACACCCGAUGUAUGGGUGAGCUAAACCCCUGCCUUAGAACCCCUGUUAUAUGGCCCAAAGUCCCCCAGUCACAAUGUGAGAAGAAGGAAGGGAAGAAUCUGCUGCGAAGUGGCUGGAAGAGGGCUUCUUCAAGGGGAUAGAGAAGAGACAGGAUGUUAACACCCCAGAGCUGCUGGUCAUGGUGCAAGUGAGAAGGUCCCUCUUGUGCCACUGAGUUUCAACCCCUCUCAAUCUACCUCACAGCUAGAAAUUGCACCCCAGGGUUGGCAGGGGCAGGUCCUUAAGCCUGUUAUCUACCCACAGCUUGCAUUUGUUCCCAUUUAAGAAGUGCUUGGUAGAGGGUCAGAGGAAAAGAGGGAGACCCUAAAUGAGAUGGAUUGACACAGUGGCUGCAACAAUGGGCUCAAACAUAGCAAUGAUUGCGAGGAUAGUGCAGGACCAGACAGCAUAGCAUUUUUUUCCGUUAUAUAUAUACAUAAGGUCACUAUGAGUCGGAGUCAGCUAGGCAGCAUCUAACAACCAAGCCCUCUGCAGCCACAGCUUCUGUUUUCUGCUUUCAUUCAUCCUCUUUCCAAGCUCCUCAUGUGAUGGAAGGGGCCUGGACUGGUCAGAGUCAGGCACAAUCAGUGGAGGAAGGAAGGCUCGAUGGAAAUCCUGAGGCCUUGACAAUGGCGCCCUCAGUUGUCCAUUUGCUGGCAGUGAAUCACUUCACACUACAGUUUAGGUGCUACAGGAUGCUAUUGAUGGGACAAGACCUUUCAAUAAUAGAAUCUUGACAGUAUUUUGUGAAUGAAAUGAUAGAGGGUAAGCAUGGUCCUGAACAUCUUUCGUGCUGCUUAGAGGUUUUUGGAUUGCUCGUGGCAACGUGCUUUAAAGAAAUGUUGAACUUAAAGAUGAGUUAUACACUUUUUUUAGCAAAAAAAAUGAGUUGUUCUAAAUUUCCUGAUCUUUCCUGUAAUAAGUGGUUCAUAGUAUGCUGCUAACAAGUAUUUAUGAAAUCAGUACCUUCAAGGGAUGGGUGAUGCUUUUGUAACAAUGGUGAGAAAACAGCAGCUUUACAGCGGCUGUAACUGCUGCUAUAAGAGAACAUUUCAAACAUGUCUGGAAAUGUUGCAUCACACAUGAUUGUGGCCAAAAAUGAUAUAAGUGUCAUCUGUAAAAACUUGUGAAUCUGUGCACUUGGAAAAAGAGAAAACUUUAAAGUCUUAUAAUUUAAGGGUUCAUUUGUUAAACACACACACAAAAUAAAAUACCUUUUGGUGCCAUGAAUAUGGGGGAAAAAAAAAACUUUGUCUAAGUGGUGGAUGGAAUUGAAAAACCAGUAUCAUGAAUUAGUAAGUACAGCCAUUAGUGCAAUUUUCACAGUUUGGAUCCACAUAUUAGUAUCUUGUUCUGUGAUGACAGCCAUUAAAACCAAGUAUGGAAAUAAAUUAAACUUAAAAUCAGGACUUGGAAUCACAAAGUGUUAAACUAAGAUUUUUUUUUCCCUAGGAGAAUAAAGCAUUUCCAAUCACAUUCUUCCUUAGAGCAAAAAGCUUUUUGAACCCUGUUGACAAAUACAGUGAUAUAAAAAAUUUCGCUAUAUAUAAUUUUACUUUUAUUCCAUCCUUUUAAAUAUACUUUAUGUAUUAUAAUAGACAUAUAUAUUAUUAAAGUAAUACGGAUCUGUAAUUUACAUAUAAACAUGCAUCAUGUUUAAUGAUAGGAGUGUAUGAUGGAAAACAUUUAGAACACCUGAGUGGCACAAGUGGUUUGUGAUUGGCUGCUAACCUAAAGGUUGGCAGUUCAAACUCACUGAGCGGCUCCACAGAAGAAAGGCCUGGGGAUCUGUUUCCAUUAAGAUGGGGUUGCCAUGAGUCAGAAUCAACUCAAUGGGAGCAGGUUUAUUUCUUUAAUUUUAGUGUGGUACGUUCUUAUUUGUUCCAUCCCCAGCAUCUGUUCCUCUUCUCUAUCAAAAUUCAGGGUCCAGUUUUCUUUGAAGAAGGUCCCCACCCCACUUUGUGGCAGCCAUAUAUGAUGUGGGAGACUGGUCCCACUUCAGCUUCAGGAGUGACCCCUGUUGGCUUAAGCCAAUCAGAAGAUCUUAUCCCUGCAAGGAAGAAUGAAGAAAUCUAAAGAUACAAGGGAAAGAUUAGUCCAAAGGACUAAUGGACCACAUCUACCACAGCCUCCAUCAGACUGAGUCCAGAACAACUAGAUGGUACCCGGCUACCACCACUGAGAGCUUUGACAGGGAUCACAAUAGAGGGUUCCAGACAGAGCCAGAGAAAAAUGUAGAACAAAAUUCUAACUCAAAAAGGAAGACCAGGCUUGCUGGCCUGACAGAGACUGGAGAAACCCUGAGAGUAUGGCCACCAGACACCCUAUCAGCUCAGUAAUGAAAUCUCUCCUGAGGUUCACCCUUCAGCCAAAGAUUGGACA
Molecule: messenger RNA, 19860 nt
Organism: Loxodonta africana (African savanna elephant)
Lineage: Eukaryota; Metazoa; Chordata; Mammalia; Proboscidea; Elephantidae
Gene: AFG1L
Product: AFG1 like ATPase
Exons: 12
Coding region: 5046-6251 (401 amino acids)
Cellular component (GO): cytoplasm; mitochondrion
Molecular function (GO): ATP binding; ATP hydrolysis activity
Source: RefSeq, a predicted model, not a curated record